Messenger RNA from Talaromyces atroroseus, 1635 nucleotides. RefSeq lists its product as hypothetical. Bases 1 to 1635 code for a protein of 544 amino acids. Gene Ontology annotation, molecular function: flavin adenine dinucleotide binding; oxidoreductase activity, acting on CH-OH group of donors. The transcript is spliced from 2 exons. The record is from RefSeq and is a predicted model, not a curated record. NCBI's taxonomy places the organism in Eukaryota, Fungi, Ascomycota, Eurotiomycetes, Eurotiales, Trichocomaceae.
AUGGCAACUGCCACCACCGCCCUUUUGCCCCCGAGCGAGGCCGAUAGCUACGACUAUGUCAUCGUUGGAGGAGGCACCGCCGGCUGCGUGAUCGCCUCGCGCCUGGCUGAGUACCUGCCCAACAAGCGCAUCCUGCUGGUCGAGGCUGGCCCCAGCGACUACAUGGACGACCGCGUGCUGAACCUGAAGGAAUGGCUCAGUCUAUUGGGAGGAGAGCUGGACUACGACUACCCGACCACCGAGCAGCCCAUGGGAAACAGCCAUAUCAGACACUCUCGAGCCAAAGUCCUUGGCGGCUGCUCCUCACACAACACUCUGAUUUCCUUCCGCCCAUUUGAAUACGACACCCGCCUCUGGGAGGAGGCCGGAUGCACAGGCUGGUCCUUUGACAUGUUCACUCGAGUGCUGGACAACCUGCGCAACACCGUCCAGCCCGUUCAUGCUCGCCACCGCAACCAGCUCUGCAAGGACUGGGUCCAGUCUUGCUCCUCCGCAUUGAACAUCCCCGUGAUCGAAGACUUCAACAAGGAGAUCCGCUCUAAGGGAGAGCUGACGCAGGGUGUCGGCUUCUUCUCGGUCUCGUACAACCCAGACGACGGCCGGCGCAGCAGUGCUAGUGUUGCUUAUAUCCAUCCUAUCCUUCGCGGGGAGGAAAAACGCCCGAAUUUGACUAUUUUGACCAACGCCUGGGUUUCGCGCGUCAAUGUCUCUGGGGACACAGUGACCGGCGUCGAUGUCACCCUUGAGUCAGGCACGAAGCUAACGCUUCGCCCCAAGAUUGAGACUAUCAUCUGCGCCGGCGCAGUUGACACGCCACGAUUGCUGUUGCUGUCGGGACUUGGCCCCAAGGAGCAGCUCUCGUCGCUGGGAAUCCCCGUUGUCAAGCAUAUUCCUGGAAUUGGCGAGAAUUUGAUCGACCACCCAGAGAGUAUUAUCAUCUGGGAGCUCAACCGACCAGUACCACCCAAUCAGACUACAAUGGACUCCGAUGCUGGCAUCUUCCUACGCCGAGAAGCACCAAAUGCCGCUGGAAGCGAUGGCGUUGCUGCCGACCUGAUGAUGCACUGCUACCAGAUUCCUUUCUGUCUCAACACCUCCCGCCUGGGGUACGAUACCCCCGUAGAUGCCUUUUGCAUGACCCCGAACAUCCCGCGCCCGCGCUCUCGCGGACGCCUUUAUCUCACCUCGGCCGACCCCAAUGUCAAGCCAGCCUUGGAUUUCCGCUACUUCACGGACCCCGAAGGGUACGAUGCCGCAACUAUUGUGGCAGGCUUCAAGGCGGCUCGCGAAGUCGCCAAACAGGCUCCCUUCAAGGACUGGAUCAAGCGCGAAGUUGCGCCUGGACCGGGCAUUGACUCCGACGAGGCGCUCUCCGAGUACGGCCGCCGCGUUGCGCAUACCGUGUACCACCCGGCCGGCACAACGAAGAUGGGCGAUAUUAGCCGCGACCCGUUGGCCGUGGUUGAUCCGCAAUUGCGCAUCCGCGGGUUGAAGAAGGUCCGUAUUGCGGACGCUGGCGUUUUCCCCAAUAUGCCUACCAUUAACCCUAUGCUUACCGUGCUGGGUAUUGGUGAGCGAGCUGCCGAGCUUAUUGCCGAGGAGGCGGGCUGGAAGAGGAACCAGCCCAGAUUGUAA